AUUGUCCGGGACCCCUAGGUACCCCCCCACACACACAUCCCGUUUCCCACUCUAAAAUAGGAAAACGUGUUGGGCUCCCCAGGUGGCUGUCCCUUCCUGCACACACAGCUGCACACCGUGCGCUCCCAGCGAGCUGCCCCUAACGUCACAACACACGGGGGCAUGCCUUGGGCUUUGCACGUAUGGAACUAUAACGCUCAGUCACUUCUGGCGCUGUACAACCGAUGUUGCCGUGUUUGUGUGACUGUGUCGCUAGUUGGAAGGGCUCUGGCUGUGUGUGAAGUUGGUGCUGCUGAGGAGCAGGGAGUGAUGAAGAGUUGGGCACAGGGCUUAGUUCCUCUAUCAGGCAGUGAGACAGAGGAUGACGAUGGUAUGGAUAUCCCACUGGAUCUUUCUUCCACUGCUGGCUCAGGGAAGAGGAGGAGACGUGGAAACUUACCUAAGGAAUCCGUGCAGAUUCUGCGGGACUGGCUCUAUGAACACCGCUAUAAUGCCUAUCCCUCUGAGCAAGAGAAAGCACUGCUGUCCCGUCAGACGCAUCUCUCCACACUACAGGUCUGCAAUUGGUUCAUCAACGCGCGCCGCAGGCUUUUGCCUGAUAUGCUAAGAAAAGACGGGAAGGACCCCAAUCAGUUCACCAUUUCUCGAAAGGGGGCCAAGAUAAGCGACGUGAUCCAGAUGGAUUCCCCGACAGGCACAAAGCCUUACAUUCCCACUAUAGACGAGAACUCCUUUCAUUUCACUUCGUCAGGACCUAAUCAGAGCUCAGGGAAGUUGCUGGCUUCUAAACUGUCUCCUCCACAAUCUCUGCUCGCUCGCCCUUCUGUGAUCUGUCAUACCACUGUAACGUCACUAAGUGAUGCGCCCUUCAAUUUCACCCAUGUGUUAAACGCUGGACAAAUCCCAGACCCGCAGCAGACCGAAGCGAGCAACUUAACAGAAACCUCAAUUCUGUACCAUGAAGACACUAGUAAACUGGGACAAAACACAAAUGCACAAAGUGGACUUUUCAACACUCCGCCCCCAACUCCCCCAGACCAUAACCAGGAUUUCAGUGGCUUUCAGUUAUUGGUAGAUGUUGCUCUCAAACAGGCUGCAGAGAUGGAGCUGCAGGCUAAGCUUGUGGCCUAACUUUGGUUUCUUUUUCCUUUCUCCUAGGAGUUAAAAACUUUCAAAACAUUUCUUUUGGACUGCCCAGGUUGCUAACAGACUCUCUGCAUUAUCUGAAUCUAUAUAUUUGUAUUUUUUCUUUUUUUUUUUUUUUUUUGCACAUGGAACUGUCAAGCGGAACAUUCUUAUCACAAAGAAGUCUUACCUUUUUGAACUUGGACUGCUUUGUGUUCCCCUUCAUAAGAACUGUGACUCAAGCGUUUGACUGUUGAGAGAUUCUCAGUUGCCAUGUUAUGGACAUUGCUUUAUUGCAAAGUGGCCAUUAGCUUAUUCUUGCAGUGAUCUAGAACAGGGAUGUCUAACCUGCAUCCCCUCCAGUUGCUAAACUACAAAUACAAGUUGCCACCUGCGGCUAGGGGGCUGCAAGCAGGUCAUCCUUGUGCUAGAAGUACUCAGGGGCGAGGGAGAUGAUAUAUCAUAUACACACUGCAUUUCAUUCAGAUAAACCUAAAGUUAGAGCUACUGUAGAAACGACAUGCUUCUAUUGUUUCUUGGUAGAUAAAUGUGAGUUGUUUCCCAAGAUUGUGACUUUUUUUGGUACCUUUCAGACUGUGCAAUAUUUAGAAAACAAAUUAGAACUUUUUAUAUCAUUCCAGAGCAGGAAAUAUGCUCUCAUACUGUCUACAACUAGAAUUUUUUUUUUUUUUCCCCCACAAUGUAAUAAAAUGUUUUGUUUAAGGUAAUAUACAAACUGUGUUUUUGUUACCUGGGAAUGGCAUUAGAAUACUAUGUAACUGGAUUCUGUUCCCACCUGGAAUAUUAACUGCUAUGUAAAGAUUUGUUUCCAAGACCUGUAUUAUUUUUGUAUACUUUUGUAAUAUAGAAAAAUAACAAUGG
Xenopus tropicalis (tropical clawed frog) is the source of this 2007-nucleotide messenger RNA. RefSeq names its product TGFB induced factor homeobox 1 (gene tgif1). Gene Ontology annotation, biological process: regulation of DNA-templated transcription; animal organ development. Gene Ontology annotation, cellular component: nucleus. The coding region runs from base 163 to 1131 and encodes 322 amino acids. The record is from RefSeq and is a predicted model, not a curated record. Lineage: Eukaryota; Metazoa; Chordata; Amphibia; Anura; Pipidae. The transcript is spliced from 3 exons. Gene Ontology annotation, molecular function: DNA binding.